UAUUACUGAGGUGUGCCAUUUUGACUGUUUUCUGUUCUUGUUAAAAUCACCAAUAUAUGUUAUAUAUUAGAUUAAGACUUAAUUGAGAAUAUUGAAUAGAACUCUAGUAAGUAACAAUGGAUGAAAUAGUGCAUAAGUUUGUGCAAGUCAACGGGGUGAAGCUUCACUUAGCGGAGCUUGGUAGCCAGUCAUCUCCGGUUGUAGUGUUCCUUCAUGGGUUUCCUGAAAUAUGGUAUACUUGGCGCUACCAAAUGAUUGCUGCUGCCAAUGCUGGUUACAGAGCUAUUGCUCCUGAUUUUCGAGGCUACGGACUCUCAGACCCACCUCCAGAGACAGACAAAUUUUGUAUGUCCGAUCUAGUAGAUGAUCUUCUUGCAACUAUUGAUUCCCUUGCCAUUGAUAAGGUUUUUAUUGUUGCAAAAGACUUUGGGGCCAGACCAGCUUGCAUCUUUGCACUUCGCUACCCCAUGAGAGUCAUUGGAGUUAUAUCAAUUGGUAUACCUCCUAUGCCCUUUGGACGCCUUGCAUUCCUAAAAGAGUCUCCAGAAGGUUUCUAUAUAAACAGAUGGAGGGUACCCGGAAGAGCUGAAGCUGAUUUUGGCCGUCUUGAUGCAAAAACUGUUGUACGAAACGUAUACAUCUUGUUUUCUGGAAGCGAAAAUCCUAUUGCUAGCGAAAGCCAAGAGAUAAUGGAUCUAGUUGAACCAGAUACACCUUUACCACCAUGGUUCACUGAGGAUGAUCUUUCUGUUUAUGGAGCUCUAUAUGAGAAAUCUGGUUUUCUUAAUCCACUUAAAGUUCCUUACAGGUCACUGGAAGAAGAAUGUGACUUAGCAGAUCCUGUAAUUAAGAAUCCAAUGUUGCUGAUCAUGGGAGAGAAGGACUAUUUCUUGAAGUUUCCAGGAAUAGAAGAUUUCAUAACUAGUGGAACGGUUAAACACUUUGCAUCGGAUUUGGAGAUAGAAUAUGUGCCAGAAGGUAGCCAUUUUGUUCAAGAACAGUUUCCGGAAAGGGUCAACCAGCUAAUUCUCGCAUUCUUCAGUAAGCAUUGUUGAUCGUGCAUGAUCUUGUGGGUUCAACUACUAUUGCUUCAUUAGGAUGAUGUAUGCUUCAUAAUAAGCUCAUCCUAAAAAAAACCUAUUAAGGUUGUUUUAUGUAUCAUGUUGUUGAGUAAACUUGUUUAUGCUAUUAAUGUGUUGUAUUGUGUGGUAAAA
Erigeron canadensis is the source of this 1214-nucleotide messenger RNA. RefSeq names its product bifunctional epoxide hydrolase 2-like. The record is from RefSeq and is a predicted model, not a curated record. Gene Ontology annotation, molecular function: hydrolase activity. The coding region runs from base 117 to 1055 and encodes 312 amino acids. The transcript is spliced from 4 exons. Lineage: Eukaryota; Viridiplantae; Streptophyta; Magnoliopsida; Asterales; Asteraceae.